UUCAUGUUCCUGACCUACAUCCUCUUUCUGGCCUUCCUCGCCAUCUUCGGCUUCACGGCCAUCCCCGUUUUCCUCUUCUUCAACAUGUGGAGCACCUGCGCUGCCAUGAGGUCUCCUGAUGCCAACAUCACCGCGUCCGACUCCAUCUGUGUGGACGUCAGGCAGUAUGGUAUUAUUCCCUGGAACGCUUCCCCGGGAAAAGCUUGUGGAGCCACGCUUGGAGACAUCUGUAACACGAGUGAGUUCUACUUGUCGUACCACCUGUACAUCGUCGCUCUAGCCGGCGCCGGAGCCACCGUCAUCGCACUGAUCCACUACCUGAUGAUCCUGGCGGCCAACUGGGCCUAUCUGAAGAGUGCCGUCUCCACGCACGAGUACCAGGACAUCAAGACCAAGGACGACCAGGAUCUGGAGGCCGAGGCGCGCUCCAAGGAGGGCCAGAACUCCUCCUCCUACUCAUAAGGGCGAGAGGCUGCUCUCCAGCCGCCACCCAUCUCCCCUCCACACCUCAACCCUCACCCCACAACACCCACCACCCCUCCGUCUGUUAAAACAAACCACCUCGGUCACGUUUGAUAGUCCCCCAGACUGACGAUGCUCCAUCCUCUUCCCCUCCACGAUGUUUAUUGAGAGUGGUUGGAGCGUACCCGCACCGGAGGGGAAGAGAAUAGAGGAUCAGGAGAAGCGGCAGGCCCAGAUGGAGGCAGAUGUUUCCGAACGGGAGCACUCGCCCGCCGGGUCGGGCUCAGGUACAGUACAUCAGUUCAGAAGCGUCUCCCCCCCCCCCGUGCUUUUAGGCGGCGGCUCGUGAACAUGGCCCGGCUGUGACGGCCUCGCGCCCUGAGCCAGCACAGCCUCUCGACACAGCCUAAAAAAAACAUUGUUCACUGUCUGCUUCAGCCAGAGAGAGGCCAGGCAGCGACCAACCUCCUCCAUUUUUUUUUUGGUGUUUUAUAUGCAUAUAUAUAUGAAUAUGAAUAUAUUGUGCGAAUGUGUAUGAAUGUUGUUGUUUUUUUUAAUACUCUGAAAAGUAUGCCAGAUACUAUGAUAACCUUUCUUUUCUUCUUUUUUGUUUUUGCGCCCAUAGGUUUUCUCUCCUUUACUUUUCUUCUCCAUCUUUAACUUUCUAUUGCUAAUGCUUGAUACAUGUUGCACUAUUGAAGAGACAAAAAAAAAGGAGAGUGAAAAUCCCUUAAAAACACAAAGCAGCCCAGGCCCCCUCUCUCAUAGAAAUACCUAAAAAAAUUAUCAUGUACAUUUACAUCGUUCAAUCGGAGACCAGGUGUAGCUAACUUUUUUUUAAUAAGGAAAAGUUUUUAGAUGAGAACAUUGGUACCUCUCUCACGUGUGAAAAACCUUCAAACACAAGACAACUAGCUGAAGGUCUGAAGGUUAAAACUUACAAAUGAACAUUAUAUAUUAUUUGUUUAUUGUGUGAAAACAACAAGUUAUGGUUUACAGGAGUAUUUCUAGGCACGUGCAGCAAACUAGCUAAAGGCUAUGCUAUAAACUUGCAUGCAACCACAGCUUGUAGUUUUUAUUAUUUGGUUUUACUUUAAUUAGUAAAAACUAUAUAUACUUUAAUACAAAUAUUAUUAAAUCAGUAGUAGAUGUUCUCAGAUGUUUUCAGAGUAAAUAUCAAUCUUCUCAUCUAAAUCUUUGCAAGCAAACAACAUUAUUUCCCCAAAAUGUAAAACUAUUCUUUAAAACUUAGUUUUUUUGCUACACUUAUCACCAGCGGCAGCAAAAAUGAAAAAUAACUAUUUUCCGACUUGUUUUUACAAACAAAAAGACACACACACACACACCUCAGGUAUCAAACCAAAUCUGAUUUUAGCCCGUUGUGUUCUUUUCCAUCACUUAUCCUUUCUGGACUAGUUCGCUGUCGUGAAUUCAAAAUGAUUCCCUCAUUUUGUAAAAUGUCUUCUUUUGCGAAUGAAGUUCACCUGUAAAUAGCCAAAUCACAAAAAAAAUCUGGAUCUACACGUCUCCCAGAACGAGGAGAACACAAUCAGUGUUUUGCCAUGCUCUUCUAUUAUUAUUACUAUUAUUAUUUUUCCACAAAUAUAUGUAAUUGUACCGUUUGAGAAAUGUGUUUAGCACUCAAAUACUAGUUCUGCAUUUGAUAUAAUAAUUGUAAUGUAACAUCUUCAAUGAUAUGUCGUGAGAGGGAUACAGUGCAGUCAUGAUAUACGAUAUGAUGGAUUGAGGUGCUUGUGACGUAUACAUUUUUAAAAUUAUUAAAAAAAUGGGAAUUGAUUUUUAUCGGUUGAUCAGUUUUAGGCAGCUGAGUUCUUCUUGUGAUUCCGUAACAAUGAUUUUCAUGGAACUUGUCCGUGAUUAUUUUUUGAGUUGGGAAACACGUCACUUUUUUAUUCUUUCCUUUUCUUUUUUUCGAUGUCAUGCUUCUCAUAUGAGCCACAGAGACUGUUUUGGAUGUUUACACUCUGCAUAAAACAAGUCAGGAAUUUUCAUACAUUGAUUUUAUAAUCAAAUAUGGUUUAAUAAUCAUAAUUGAUAUUCCAAACGGAACGUCACCGGUUAGUUCACCCUUAAAAAACACUGAAGAAGACCAACUUUUGAACUUUGAUGGGAUGAAGCAUGUCAGUAUUGUCCAUGUGUGCAGCUGUCUAUUCUGUAUAAAAAAGGACUAUAUUGCCAUGUGUGUUGUUUGAUAAAUAUACGUGCUUUGCCGCCAGGUUGAUGUAAAGGCAAACUUCAAUUUCCUAUAAGACGAUGCGUGUCAGGGUGUUGUUGUUUCCUUGUUGUUUGCAUGAAGGAGACAUGACUGUGUCUUUGCAGUUUUUCAGGUGAUGUGUAGUCAAUUGUUCUGACAACUAUGGUAGGCGGUGUUUGACCCCCUCCUCCUCCUCCUCCUUCUCCUCUUCCUCCCCCGUCCCCUUCUCCACCCACUCUUUUCUAAAGAAAACUCCAUUGUACUUUGAUGGCAUUGUAGUCCCUGUAGGUGUUUUCAUUAUUGGUUUUAUUUUUUAAGUUGGAAAUAGUUCUAUGACUCCUAUAUAGUGAUGAUUUUUGUAACCUUCUCUAGUAAAACCGAUAUUUUUUAUUAUCGUGA
Molecule: messenger RNA, 3076 nt
Organism: Paralichthys olivaceus (Japanese flounder)
Lineage: Eukaryota; Metazoa; Chordata; Actinopteri; Pleuronectiformes; Paralichthyidae
Source: RefSeq, a predicted model, not a curated record